This is a messenger RNA of Salvia splendens (bonfire salvia), 2485 nucleotides long. RefSeq names its product pentatricopeptide repeat-containing protein At4g17616. The transcript has a single exon. The record is from RefSeq and is a predicted model, not a curated record. Bases 386 to 2359 code for a protein of 657 amino acids. NCBI's taxonomy places the organism in Eukaryota, Viridiplantae, Streptophyta, Magnoliopsida, Lamiales, Lamiaceae. Gene Ontology annotation, molecular function: protein binding.
AAACAUAGGGCUAUGGCUACAAUUAAUGGGCUUCCACAUUAAGCCCAAAGUAGUAGGAGUAGUACGUGGUAGAGCCCAUCAUAUUUUAAAAAUGGGCCUAAUUCUUCAAAAAGUUUACUAAUCAUUAGCUUCGACCGCCAAUCGACCUUCCCAUCGCCGCCGUGAUUUCUAACGACUCUCAAUCCGGCCACCGUCUCCAGAUUGGUGUCAAUUUCACAGUGAAUCGGUUAAAUCCGCAGUUGAGCUGAUUGAAAUGGGAGUCGUCUCGUCAGUUUGCGAGCUUGGUGGAAUCAGUCGCACUUUCUCACUCUAGCUGCUAUGGUUUCGCAUUAUAUCAGGAUGCUUUCUCAUUGAAUGUGGUCGAUGAUGAUUUAUUCCGUAAUUCAUGAUUCGAUCGUUGAUAAGAGAGAAGCAAAGAGGUUUAGGUUUAUUAAGAUCAUUAUCGGGUGGAGGAUUUGCCUUAGGUCACAAUGUGAGUCACUUUCCAAAAGGAAUUUCAACGCUGUGUUCAAAAUGCCCCUCUCGAUGGAGCUUGUUAGGAAAGCUAGAGAGAGAGUUGAAGGAGCACAAAAUCGAUGAGGCUUGGGAAACUUAUAACAACUUUGUGCGUGUUUAUGGCUUUGUCGAUCAAUCUCUUGUGGCUAAUCUGAUUACUGAGUCUUCGUAUUCAUCUGAUUCCAAAUCUCUUCGUAUGGCUUCUCAUUUAGUUGUUAGGCUUUCAAAGGAGAGACCGGUUUUGCUUAAAUCUGGGGUGACGACGAAGCUGCUCCUUUCUUUGGCCCGGGCUCAGAUUCUUGUUCCAGCUGCAAGGGUUUUUAGAGUGAUGCUGGAGAAGAAGAUCUUGCCGCCUUUGGAAAUCUUGCAGAUGGUUUUUCUACAUUUGGUGAAGACAGAAAUUGGGACUUAUUUAGCAUCAAAUGUUUUGGGGGAAAUUUGCUGUAGUUUAAAGGAAGGGAGAGUAAACAGAACAAUGACAAGGCCUGAUGUUAUGGUUUUCAACCUUGUUCUUUCUGCUUGUGUUAGAUAUGGAGCUUCUUUAAAGGGGCAACUGAUUAUGGAGCUGAUGCCGGUAGUGGGAGUCGCGGCAGAUGCCCAUACCGCUGUGAUUAUUGCACGUGUACACGAAAUGAAUGCCGCGAGGGACGAGUUGAAGAAGUUGGAAGAUUGUGUGGAUAUGGUUCCUGUUAAUUUGGUUCAUUACUACCUGCCCUUUUAUGACUCUUUGUUGAGCUUGAAUUUUAUGUUCAAUGAUAUUGAUAGUGCAUCCAGACUUUUGUUAGAUCUGUCUGAGUUGUAUUUUAGGGGUCGGAAUGAACAGAGAUCCUGGACUGUUUCGAUUGGAUCGGACAAUAUAAAGAAGGGGUUGAAGCUGCAGUUUCUACCUCAGCAGCUGCACAAGGAUUUUGUGUAUAAACUCAGCCAAAGGCAGGAGCUUCUAUUGCAUAAGAAUGGAAAGUUUGUUCUGACCAACAAAGGGUUGGCCAAGCUCAUCACAGGGUACAAGAGAGCAGGGCGAAUCAAUGAGCUCUCAAGGCUUCUGAUCAGCAUUCAAGAAAUGCUCAAUUCACCAGAUAAAAGCAGCCCUUGUUCUCAGGUGAUCGAUGCUUGUGUUUACUUGGGGUGGCUCGAAACAGCUCAUGACAUACUUGAGGAUUUGGUAAUGGAAAAUGAAAAUCACUCUGUUUGUUUAAGUUCAUAUGCAUUGCUCUUGUCUGCUUAUUACAGUAGAGAUAUGGUGAGGGAAGCAGAAGGGCUAGUGAGACAAAUCCAAAGACUCGGUUUUGACAUCAAAACAUCCACAAAGAUUUCGGAUUCAGAAGAUGAACACACAUCAAAUUUGGCCAGCUCAAUCAGCCAAGCAAUGAGGGAAGAAGAAGAUGGAGGAGUCUCACUGCAUCAGUUCAAUUCCUCCAUCUUCUUCUUCGCAAAGGCCAAGAUGAUCGAAGAUGCAAGAGAGACAUACCGGAAAAUGCAGAAGCUGAAGAUCCACCCUAAUGCUUCCACAUAUUUCUAUCUUAUAUGUGGGUACAGUUCUUUGGGGAUGUUUCGUGAGAUUACAAUCUUGUGGGGAGACAUCAAGAGGAGCACGGUGAAUCGAAAUACAGUAUACAAGAGAGAAUUGUAUGAGUUGGUGCUGCUGAAUUUUAUUCAGGGAGGCUAUUUUGAGAGGGUGAUGGAGGUUAUUCAUCUUAUGAUGGAGAAUGAUAUGUUCUUGGAUAAGUGGGGCUAUAAAACUGAGUUCUUGAAGUUUCAUAGGAACCUUUACCGGACCUUGACUUUGGCCGAGGCUAAGGACGAGGCGCAAUGCAUGAGGCUCGAGCAUGUGAAAGCGUUCCGGAGAUGGGCUGGCAUAAGUUAAACAUAGUAGAAGUUUGUAAGUUUGCGAUCUGUAACUAGGAACAAAUUUUUGUGGACUUACCAAUAUAGAGUAACUUAUAAGUGGACUAUUCAUAGUAUAUUAAGGUUUAUAUGUGCUCUUAACUUA